Messenger RNA from Punica granatum (pomegranate), 1032 nucleotides. The record is from RefSeq and is a predicted model, not a curated record. Lineage: Eukaryota; Viridiplantae; Streptophyta; Magnoliopsida; Myrtales; Lythraceae.
GUUUCACUCCGAAGCAGGGAAACUACGCUACACUCACCGGCAUGAGCUUGUCUCUUCUUCAGGGCUACUCCUCGGCGGAAGAAGAGGCGGAAGACGACGCCGGUCAGCUCCGCAAUUCUUCCGACGACGAAGACGGUGACGAAUCCGGCCGCCCGGUCAGGUCCUACUCCUCUCUCCCGGAGGCUACCCGGCCGUCCCGUGAGUCGGGGCUUCCCUCCGCGUUCGAUGCAUUCUCCGAGAUUUCAGGACCACCGGAAUUCCUAAACAAUUCUGUUCAAGAACAGCCAUCUGGUGCAGAUGGCGACCAACAGAUGUGGAGGCAUGGGCGUCGCAGGAACCGUAGAGACAAGAAAGAUCUGCCUUCUGGUGCUGUCAUGGAGGCAAAACCCCAGCUAGUCGGUAUUCACGAACGUGUAAGAAGUGAUGUAGAUGGUGGUACUGGUACUCAACUACCAACCCCAUCGAUCCCAAAAGAAGGUAAACGUGUGGCAACUGCAACCAACCCGAAUGCAGAAGAUGCUGCAGAAUUGCUGAGGAUGUGCUUACAAUGUGGGAUACCCAAAACCUACUCCAAUGCACGGGGAAUGGUGUGCCCCAUGUGUGGUGAUCGUCCUAAAACCGAUACUAGCUCGGAGCCCAAGAAGAAAGGAUCAACCAUCAAAGACAAGGAGAAAAGCAAGAGAAUGAAGGGCCAAUCUUCUCAUGCUAAUUGGAAGAGUGAAACCGAGAUGCAACUCCGCCAACAGUUUGAUUAGCCAACGGCAAUGAAGAGCCUCCCCCUUCCUCUGUAGGUUAAGUCACUUUGGGCAUAGAGAGCAAGUUGUCUCCUUAUGUUGUACAUUGUCAGUAUUAUUUAAGCGUAGCAAUAGUCGUGUGUUUCAUUCAAGAUGCCUGCUCUUGUUACUUCGGAAUGAUCGUAUGUCUUAGAUGUGUUUUAACUUUAGAGAUGUCUAGUGCUCUUUUUUGAUAUGUCCAAGAACUCCGACAUUUUGAGAGUGGUUUCAUAUAGAAAAUUGUUUCCUGGCAGUUCAA